AUGACAUAUGAGCGUGCAUUUGAAAUUCUCAAUCAAUUGGGAAGAAAUCGACUAUUAACUGACAGUUUCAUAGAUAACCUUUAUGUACCUUCAGGAGAUCCCCCAACGAAAUAUUUUUGGUCUGGUUUCGGAGUUGAUGAAAGUCCUGAAGUGGCCGCUGAAAUAGCUCGUUAUCACAAUGGUGUAACACUCGAAAUGCUAAUCGAACUACCUGAGAAUGCUGCUAUCAAAGGACAAAUGUGCAAGUGGCCACUCAAAGAAGAUGUAUCACCUAUUGCUGAAGCAUGUCGUGCACAGUGGAAAAAACUUUCGAGAACAUAUGCAGAAAAAACACGAGGUAUAUUCAUUUGA
Messenger RNA from Rotaria sp. Silwood1, 351 nucleotides. The record is from the annotation of a GenBank genome assembly. Lineage: Eukaryota; Metazoa; Rotifera; Eurotatoria; Philodinida; Philodinidae.